Mizuhopecten yessoensis (Yesso scallop) is the source of this 1668-nucleotide messenger RNA. RefSeq lists its product as uncharacterized. Gene Ontology annotation, biological process: G protein-coupled receptor signaling pathway. Gene Ontology annotation, molecular function: G protein-coupled receptor activity. Bases 1 to 1668 code for a protein of 555 amino acids. Lineage: Eukaryota; Metazoa; Mollusca; Bivalvia; Pectinida; Pectinidae. Gene Ontology annotation, cellular component: membrane. The transcript has a single exon. The record is from RefSeq and is a predicted model, not a curated record.
AUGAGUUCCAACAUAGGAACCUCCAUUGGGGGAGCGUUCAUUAAUUGGUUUUCGAAGGACGUUAUGCCGAAGUUUGCGGCAGCGGUCGACUUAACGAUACUUCUCGUAAGUAUUAUCCUCAACAUAUUACUGAUAGUCAUGUUCAAAAAGAAACGUUUGCUCCUGGAUCCUGCCAAUAGACUCGUGUUCCAGUUGAUUAUUGUCGAUAUCCUGGCAUGGCUGUUCAUUCUCAUCCCCGGCGCGGUGGUUGCCUUAAGGGGACAAUGGGACCUCACCAUGCCCGUAUGUUACGCACAGGCCAUCCUAGUGAACUGGAUAUACCUGGUUAUGUUCGGGUUUAUCAUCACGUUGUUCAUAGAGAGGACAGUCUUAGUGAAGAAUCCGAAACUACACGGAAAAGUGUUUGGAAAAGUUUCUAAAGUUACCGUAGUUUCACUUCUAAUAUGGGGAGUCGAUCUGGGAAUCGCUGCCAUUCCUAUGUCCGGAUGGAGUCCUAUAGACUACGACUUCUAUCAUGGAAGUUGUAUUGUCUAUCAUGAAUCAAACAUUUAUUAUGUGAUUAUAUUGUUUAUGUCCGGGAUAGGAGCUGCCAUUUUGUCUGGUGUCAUCUGCAUUCCGAUCAUUUUAAAAUCACGCAAGGCAAAAAUCCACAAGGAAAAUACAGAAGCAGCUAAAAUAGAGGCAGAGCUCCGCCGUAAGAGACGACUGGAAGCCAUCGCAGAGGAGAAAAAAGAAAUGGAAGCCGAAAACAUCAAUCUGGAAAAGAAAUCGGAGAAAUCAAAACUGUCGGCUCCUGUUGCAAAACACGGAUGGACAGACAGUAAGCAACCAUCUGGAAAAGCAGACAAAAAACCGAAGAACAAGCAGAUGAAAAACAGAAAACGACGUGCUAGAACGCCGAAACGGAGAGACAAGCGUCUACUUGAAGACGAUUACGAGGAUCCCGAUUUCCACCUGACAGUCACGUACAUGAUCAUGGGGGUUGUUCUAUUGCUGCUGUGGUUGCCCUACUUCAUUGUCCUGUUUAGACACGCGGGGGUCAACGACUCAGAAUUCUGGAGGGGCUACUACUCCGUCACGGUCAUUGUCGCCCUCUUCAGUUUCUGUAUAAAGCCGAUUAUAUAUCUGUCCCAUAAUAGGCAUAUGCAAGAGAAAACAAAGAAUACGUUGCCAGAAAAUGUUGUCGAAAGAGCAUCGGCGCUUCGGAUGUCUUUCAGUGACGUUGUUGACAAGCUGGAUAAAAUAGUGUUUAAAUCCCCAAGGUCUCAGCCGUCCAUCCAAACGACAGUCAAAGCCCACUCAAUAGCCAUGAAAUGGAUGAAGAAAGGGAAAGGAGAAUUAGUCAAACCAGAGGUCAAUGUUGUAUCAGACAGUACCAAUGAUACCAACGACCCUGACAAAUCAAAACUGUUGACCCAUGGUGACAAAACGGUAAAAAGUGAAAUGCUAAACAAUUCUAAAGUGAAUUCAUCUAAAUCGCCUGUACCAGCAGCUGUGUCACCGAAUGUGGCUACAGUAACCUCACUAACACCACAUGUUAACCAGGGAAUGGACACUGCCACGGAGAACGUGGAAUCAACAUUGGUCGAUAUAGAGGAGAACGAACAGGUAACAGAAAGCGAUCCAGUGAUUCAUUCACGAUCGCCAGAAUAUAUAACACGAAUGUGA